This is a messenger RNA of Heterotrigona itama, 1203 nucleotides long. Lineage: Eukaryota; Metazoa; Arthropoda; Insecta; Hymenoptera; Apidae. The record is from the annotation of a GenBank genome assembly.
AUGUCUUUGAUCAACAGAUUUAUGAUCGUAGCCAAACGAAGACCUCAAUACAAUGAUUUCUGUCGAGUGUCUAACUAUUCGACAUCGAGCUUCAACGAGAAACGAAACAAUCCUAACGAUUCGAUCACGAAGUCAGUAUUCAUAUCACAGUCCACUGAUGUAUUCACCAAUCUAGCGUUAGAGGAUUGGUUUUACAAGAACCAAGAUUUUACAAAUCAUCACGUGUUACUUCUAUGGCGUAACAAUCCGUGUAUAGUGAUCGGACGUCACCAGAAUCCGUGGAUCGAGCACAAUAUUCAACUAGCUAAGAAACGUGGUAUAGUACUAGCCCGACGUAACAGUGGUGGCGGUACUGUCUACCAUGACCGUGGUAAUUUGAAUUUGUCGUUUUUCACACCGCGGGAACGAUAUAACCGGAAAUACAAUCUGGAGAUAAUUACCAGAGCUUUGUACCGGGAAUGGGGUAUUGAAGCGGAGGUUAACAAACGCGACGACAUCAUUCUCAAAGAGAAGUAUAAAGUAUCCUUUCACAUAUCUGGUACCGCAGCGAAAUUAGGACGUCCUAAUGCAUAUCAUCAUUGCACGCUAUUGGUCAAUGUUAAUAAAACAGCUCUAAACUUAGCACUGGAGAAAAAAGAGAAUGGUAUAGAAACAAAUGCUACAACGUCCACACGUUCUCCAAUAAAAAAUUUAGUUGAUAUAAAUUCUCACAUCCAGAUGGACAAACUCAUUACCGCGAUAGGCUGGGAAUAUCUUCGCACUAAAGCUCUCGUUCUAGAAGAUGGUGGACAAGAUCUCAUUCAACGUCAAAAAGGAUUUCAAUACAUCAAUCCCACCGAGGAUUGGUUCCCAGGAUUGGACAAAUUAAUAAGCGAAUUUCGUUCCUGGGAAUGGAAUUACGGUAAAACACCGAAUUUCACGGUAACACGUAUUGUAGAUGUGCCUACUGAAGACAACAAAGUCCAUCGAUUCAAUUUGGCGUUAGAAAUUCAGAACGGCAUCAUUGAAGAAAUUAAGAUGAAAUUGCCAGCCGAUUUGGUAUCGAGAGAUUUUAAUGAAGACGUGAGCGUGAUAACUAAUUUACGUAGUUCGAGAUACGAUCACGAAGUAAUGGAAAAUAUAAUAACUGCGAUCGGUUGUAAGACUGUAACACUAAACACGAGUCAAAAUGUAGAUAAAAGUAAUAUGAUUGCUACGCAAUGA